AGAACGAAACACCCACGUGUCUUUUUACUCACAGAGUGGCUCUGUAUCUGUCUCUCUGUCAUCAUUUUCUUCUUCUCCUUCUCCUUCUUAAGUAACAACCUUCUCUCUUCCUUCUUUGUCUCUCUCUGCCUCCGAUCCCUUUCUAGUAACGCCGUUCUCGAUCUUCUUCUUCGUCUUCUUCUUCCGCAUCAUAAGAGGGAGUGUGUUGAUUCAAAACAUGGAUGAGACUUCAGCUCUCAUCGAAGCCAUUCUCAGGGAACAAGAGGAGGAAGAAGAAGCUUACAGAAGAAGGAACCACACAGCGCAAAACACCACCGCCAAAGACAACGAAUGGCAGACGGUGUCGUAUCAGAAGCGUAAACGCAACAAGUCCUCGUCUAAGAAGCCCCUCGCCGAUGACAAUUCCGCCGGCGAUCCAUCCUCCGACGUGUUCCGCUCUGUCCAGCAGCAUUCCGAAGAGCGCCGCCUCCGACUCUUGGAGUCUCAGAUCGCCGCCGCCACAUCAGUGGACGCCGCUCCGAGCAGAUCGAAGCGGCAUUCCGACGACGAAGACGACAUCGAUGCGCAACCGGAAGCCGGAGCCAUUCAGAACGGUUCUUCAGAGGUGAAGAAGGUGAAACAGAAGAAGCCGAAAAAGCCGAAGGUGACGGUUGCAGAGGCUGCUUCCAGAAUCAAUGCCGAUGAUCUCACCGCGUUUCUAGCCGAAAUAACCGCUUCUUAUGAUUCGCAACAAGAUAUUCAGCUGAUGCGAUUUGCCGAUUACUUUGGUCGUGUGUUCUCGUCAGUGAGUGGAGCUCAAUUCCCGUGGUUGAAGACGUUCAAAGAGUCCACCGUUGCAAGGAUUGUUGAUAUCCCUCUUUCUCAUAUUUCUGAGGAUAUUUACAAAAUAUCUACUGAUUGGAUUGCUCACCUGUCAUCUGAAGCACUUGGUUCCUUUGUGCUAUGGUCAUUGGACAGCAUUCUUGAAGACUUUAGCAGUCAUCAGGGUGUUGUUAAGGGAUUUAAGAAGUCGGUCCAACAAUCAUCAUCGAAAUCUCAGGUUGCCAUAUUUGUGGUUUUAGCAAUGGUGCUUCGACGAAAACCUGAUGUCAUGAUUAGCUUAGUGCCAAUAAUGAAGGAGAGUCAAAAAUAUCAAGCACAAGAUAAACUCCCUGUCACUAUAUGGGUGGUUGCUCAGGCUUCUCAAGGAGAUCUAGUGAUGGGGUUGUACUUGUGGGUGUCUCUUCUCUUGCCCAUACUGAGUGGGAAGUUUGGUUGUAAUCCACAGUCAAGAGACAUGAUAUUACAAUUGGUUGAGAGAAUUAUCACAUUUCCUAAAGCUCGUCCUAUCUUGCUUAAUGGGGCUGUCAGAAAAGGGGAGCGUGUUGUGCCCCCAUGGGCUCUUGACUCUCUAUUGAGAGUUACUUUCCCUGUUCCUUCAGCCCGGGUCAAGGCCACUGAAAGGUUUGAAGCUGUAUAUCCAACAUUAAAAGAGGUAGCCCUCGUGGGAACCCCUGGAAGUAAAGCUAUAAAGCUUCUUGCACAACAGAUAUUAAGCUAUGUAAUCAAAGCUGCAGGAGAAGCCAAUCCUGACCUAUCAAAAGAAGCCAGUGACAUCUUUAUUUGGUGUUUGACUCAGAACCCUGAAUGUUACAAGCAUUGGGAUUUACUUUAUAUGGAUAACCUUAAGGCAAGUAUUGCUGUAUUGAAAAAGCUUUCUGAUGAUUGGAAGGAACACUGUGUCAAACAUCCUACUCUAGAUCCUUUGAGGGAAACUCUUAAGAGAUUUAUUCAAAAGAAUGAAAAGGCAUUGGCCAAGGUGGAUGAUGGUGCUCGCCAUACAUUAUUGAAGGAUGCAGACAAGUACUGCAAAGUCAUUUUGGGGCGAUUAUCACGAGGCCAUGGAUGCAUGAAGAGCAUGGCAAUUAUCUCCGUUGUACUUGCUGUUGGUGCCGUUUUCAUGUCGCAGAACAUGCAUUUAUGGGAUUAUAAUAAACUGACAGAAAUGUUGAACCUCUUCUAGGUUGACAGAGUUAUCCCGUGGCUUACUCUGUUAUCGUGAAUCACUUCAGCCAAUAGUGAGGUGUGAGGUGUGAUGAGGAAUAUUUUAUUUAUUGUCUUCAACAUAGUGAAAUUUGAAAACAACAAAAAAAAGUAGGGACAAAGCCAUGGAAGCUUCUGCUGGCCAUUUUUACAUAGGUGUUGGUGUGUGUUCUCACAAGUUUUAGGUCAAUUUGCGAUUUUUCUUUCUUAAAAAAUUUACAAUUUCUUGUUAUAUAUUGAUUUUCAGAUAAAUGCCAAAUGGCUAUAGAGAAAUUCAAAUCAAGGGGAAAUCAAAUUGUGCUUGAAAGAAAAUUGACUUAUUUG
Abrus precatorius (Indian licorice) is the source of this 2346-nucleotide messenger RNA. Its product is annotated as transmembrane protein 214-A-like. The coding region runs from base 218 to 2002 and encodes 594 amino acids. Gene Ontology annotation, cellular component: endoplasmic reticulum; Golgi apparatus. The transcript has 10 exons. NCBI's taxonomy places the organism in Eukaryota, Viridiplantae, Streptophyta, Magnoliopsida, Fabales, Fabaceae. The record is from RefSeq and is a predicted model, not a curated record.